Messenger RNA from Trypanosoma conorhini, 1686 nucleotides. RefSeq names its product putative delta-1-pyrroline-5-carboxylate dehydrogenase. NCBI's taxonomy places the organism in Eukaryota, Euglenozoa, Kinetoplastea, Trypanosomatida, Trypanosomatidae. The transcript has a single exon. Gene Ontology annotation, cellular component: mitochondrial matrix. The record is from RefSeq and is a predicted model, not a curated record. Bases 1 to 1686 code for a protein of 561 amino acids. Gene Ontology annotation, molecular function: L-glutamate gamma-semialdehyde dehydrogenase (NAD+) activity.
AUGCUACGUCGCACGGUGUCAUUGGCUUUCGCGUAUGUGAAGUGCCCACCCAUCGUGAAUGAGCCGAUGGACGCAUUUGAGCCGGGAAGUCCUUCCGCAAAGGGCACCCUGGAGGCCUGCAUGCGUCUGCGCCACAGCGUCGCGGACUGCCCGAUUGUGAUUGGUGGGAAAAAAUACCACACAGAAAGCGUUAUUCGUCGCAUGAUUCCGUCUAGCCACGAGCAACAACUUGCAGUGUCAUACAAUGCUACACCAGAGUUGGCGCAGAAGGCCAUUAACACCGCACUGGAGGCGUCACGUGAGUGGAGCCAAACACCCUUCAGAGAGCGGGCCGCCAUCUUCCUUCAUGCGGCCCACCUUAUUUCGACUAAGUAUCGCCAUGAACUGCGAGCAGCGACAAUGCUGGGACAGAGCAAGAAUCCUUUUCAGGCAGAGAUCGACGUGAUCGCCGAGGCGUGUGACUUUCUACGUUUCUCAGUGAAGUAUGCAGAGGAUUUGUACCGCGAUCAGCCGCUCUCCCCAAGCAGUGGUGCCAUUUGGAACUCACUUGACUACCGCCCUCUUGAGGGCUUUGUCUCAUCCAUCGCACCAUUUAACUUUUCUGCCAUCGCCGUGAACCUUGUUGCCUGCCCUGCGUUGAUGGGUAACGUUGUGCUGUGGAAGCCAUCGCCGAACGCGGUGUUUUCCAAUUAUUUGCUGUUUAAGGUCUUUGAGGAGGCGGGUCUGCCCGCGGGGGUGGUAAACUUCCUGCCAUGCCAGCCAGACGUCAUGAGUAAGGUAGUUAACGCCCAUCAAGACCUGGCCGGCGUCGCCUUCACCGGUUCCACAAAGGUGUACAUGGAGAUUAACAAGCAAAUAUACGCCAACUUGGAAGAGUACCGCAAUAUCCCGCGCAUCAGUGGCGAGUCGGGCGGAAAAGACUUCCAUCUGAUUCAUCCAAGUGCCGAUUUGAAGCUUGCGGCCGCUGUGACGAUACGUGGCGCGUUUGAGUACCAGGGUCAGAAAUGCAGCGCCACCUCUCGUCUGUAUGCCCCAAAAAGUAAAUGGGGUGAGCUGAAGAGGUAUCUGCUUGCCGCCCACCAACAGCUCAAGAUGGGUCAGCCAGAUGAUUUUAAGAGCUUCAUGUGUGCAGUUAUUGAUGAAGCUGCCUUUGAACGCAAUAAAAAAUAUAUCGACAUUGCCGCCGCGGAUGCAUCCACGUAUUCUAUUAUUGCUGGUGGUGCAUGCGAUAGGGCAGAGGGUUGGUUUGUGCAGCCGACAAUCAUUGAGUCAAAGGACAGUCAGUCGCAGCUGAUGCGAGAAGAGAUCUUUGGACCCAUCUUGACAGUCUACGUGUAUGAUGACAGCAAACCAGGGUUCUGGGCUGAGGUGUGUGAGGUCGUUAACCGCACCACAAAGUAUGGACUCACUGGCAGCAUUUUUGCCCAGGACCGGCAGGCGAUCCGUGAUGCGACGCAAAAGCAUCUCCGCUACGCUGCGGGCAAUUACUACAUCAACGACAAGUGCACCGGGGCGGUCGUGGGCCAGCAGCCUUUUGGUGGUGCGCGUGCGAGUGGUUCAAACGACAAGCCCGGCAGUCCUCUCUUUUUGACUCGAUGGGUGUCGGCACGCACCAUCAAGGAAAACUUUGAUCACAGCUCGCAGGUCUCGUAUCCGCACCAAUUCCCAGACCAAGUUGUUGUUUAG